AUGAGGGCCCAUUCGUGGUAUUUGCAGCAGCAGCGGCCGCAGCAGUAGCGACGAACACUCGCCAGAAUCGACGUGGAUCGGGCCACCACAACGACUGUGUCACCUUUGUGCAGACGCGAGUUCGCUCAGUGUUUGGUUAGUGUUGUUCGAAUCGGAGGAUCCUAAACGACCACCUACACGAUGGGAGUUCCUGUUGGAGACGUCGAGAAGGGAAAGAAAUUGUUCGUGCAGAGAUGCUCUCAAUGUCACACGGUCGACAAGGGCGCAGGUCACAAAGUCGGACCUAACCUCAACGGUCUCUUCGGACGCAAAACCGGUCAAGCGGCCGGUUACUCGUACACCGAUGCGAACAAAGCCAAGGGAAUCACAUGGGGAGAAGACACGCUCUUCGAAUAUCUUCUGGACCCGAAGAAGUACAUCCCCGGAACCAAGAUGGUGUUCGCCGGUCUCAAGAAACCGCAGGAUCGCGCUGACCUCAUCGCGUACCUCAAGUCAGCCACCCAGUAGAUCCAUUGCGUUGUUCUAAUUGCUAGUGUGAAUAUGAAAGAUGGGAAAUGUGAGCAGAGAACGAUCAAUUCGUCGCAUCAUCUCGAAUAAAAUCGCAAGUUUCUCGUUAUUGGAAAUUAAAC
Galendromus occidentalis (western predatory mite) is the source of this 629-nucleotide messenger RNA. RefSeq names its product cytochrome c-2. Bases 181 to 507 code for a protein of 108 amino acids. The transcript has a single exon. Gene Ontology annotation, molecular function: electron transfer activity; heme binding. The record is from RefSeq and is a predicted model, not a curated record. NCBI's taxonomy places the organism in Eukaryota, Metazoa, Arthropoda, Arachnida, Mesostigmata, Phytoseiidae.